Molecule: messenger RNA, 561 nt
Organism: Coffea arabica (coffee)
Lineage: Eukaryota; Viridiplantae; Streptophyta; Magnoliopsida; Gentianales; Rubiaceae
Source: RefSeq, a predicted model, not a curated record
AGAAAACCAGAAAACAGAAAUCAAGAGCCAAGAAUGGGACUCUUCACCUACACCAUAACCGGUGGCGGUUUCAUGUUGAUCGGUGCCUGGGAAUUGUUCGUAUCUUCCUCUGAGUGUAUCCAAAAUACGCCACUAUCUCCGCCCCUUACCAGCCAUCGCGCCAUUUCGGCUAUUAACAACAGCAGCACUCAAACGAAAAAGGCCCCUCUUUCUUCAUCAUCGAUUUCGUUUCAAUUUCCUUCGGCGAUCCUCAAUAUGCUGCUUCUUUUCGCUUUCGGAGAAGAAAUUUUGUUCUUUUACGUUAGAAGAAAGGACCCCAGGGGGGUAGAAAACCGAUACUACGACCUCUUCCUCGUGCCAAUAGGCAUUUGUCUGUUUUGUACUAUUCUAGAACUGAAAAGUCCGAAAUCGAAUAAUGCAAGAUUGGGACGCGGGGUUGGACUGGUUUUACAGGGUAUGUGGAUAGGUAAGAUGGGAUUCAGUUUCUUGAUCAACCCAAAAAAAAAAGAAAAAAAAAACCCAAUACUGAUGUCUAUAUAUGCACAUCGUGAAUCCGUAUAA